AUGAGAUCAAAGGAUAAUAAUGAGUUAACAAUUGGUGUGGUUUCUUUAAUUUUCCUUUUGUUUGAGACUUUAAUAAUAGAUUUCGUCUAUAAUUUACACUUAUUUCAACUUGUUAUAUACCAACUCAUAUUAUUUAACUGCCAUCUAGCAAUGGGAAUUUUAACGAUUUUUUUAUUUUUGUUUAUUCAGGCAAUUUCCGGAAUGAAAACAGCCGGAAACACAUGCCGCCUUCCUUCAUUAAACAACGCCAUGAGCAGGUGUGUUCAAACCCUGAAGAAUAUAUCGAACAAUUUACUGACAAUGAAUAAACAUACAAUUCACAACUUUAACGUGAGGAAAACGUUUGAUUUUGGAAAUCACGUGUUUAACCUGAAUUUGAUGUCGACAGACGAUAUCAUCAAGCCGGUUAUGUACUCCAAUGAAGACACACUUGACCCUAACGUUAAGCCUAAAUACACGAACAACUAUGUUGAUUUCAACGAGUUAUCAGUAAACUAUACAGCUAAAAUCGAUAAUAUAACCACUUGUACUUCUAACGUAGUAAUUGAUUUACCAAGAACACUACAACUCACACUUAAAGGGCUCAAUGGUGAGAUUAAAGCUGUCGAUGUUAGCACCAGCGAUGUUCUAAAAAGGCUGGAUUUCAUUCUUAGAUAUCGCAAUUCACUAGUUGGAACAUCAUUCAACUUACGCUCAAGGGAGAAGAGCGUGGAGUUGGUUCAGAGAUUGGAGGAAGUCUAUAAGUUAAGUGGCAAGAGCAUCGAUUUAAUUCCAAAGUUGGAAGUCGCACUCGACAAAAACAACAAAAUGUCCACUAGAGCAUGCCUGGUAAUAAAAAGGGAUAAAUUAACAUUUACACCAAUCGUUCAUCUAAACCAAAGAAAAUGCGAAAUCGCUGCGGAAGCAAAUCUGACUAAUGAAGUUAAGUUUUCAAUGUUUCUAAGCAAGGAUAAUCAUUUGUACAUGAGCCUUAGCUAUGACUCAAACUGGGGAAAACAUUCAUGGCAGCAGCUCUCUCUAAGAUUCGUGUUAUCGGACGUAUUGAAAUGUUACUCCUACUUACAGAAUGAAAUCCGCUUCUAA
Theileria annulata is the source of this 1083-nucleotide messenger RNA. RefSeq lists its product as uncharacterized. The coding region runs from base 1 to 1083 and encodes 360 amino acids. The transcript is spliced from 9 exons. NCBI's taxonomy places the organism in Eukaryota, Apicomplexa, Aconoidasida, Piroplasmida, Theileriidae. The record is from RefSeq and is a predicted model, not a curated record.